UCCUGAUCAGUAGUAGCACACUUUCAUCGCGGCGAGGAAAGUGAGCAAGUCGAGUGAGUCGUUUCAUCCACGCCGUGGAGGAGUCAUCCACGUUGUAACGCACGGCAACACACGACCGCGCGCGUGUUCACGAAGAUCGUGUGUGUUGUACACAAGGUAUAGAGAGGCUCUCGUGGUAGUGAAGAGAGGUGGAUAAGGAGAGAAAGGGAGAAACCUCGUCUCUCGUCAGAAUUCCUUUCGAUCCGCGAAAAAUUGUCGUCCGUUUUUACCCGGUGCAAACCCGGGUGGGGUGCUUGUUAAGAAAACGAAUUGCUCGAGAAAGUCUCGAAAGGAAAGAAUCGUUAAUUGCGCGGCUUAUUCGUCGUACACAAAAAUAUGUGAUAACGCGAACUAGAUAUAUACAUGAAUAUAUAGUGGCUGCAAAAAUUAUUUGAACAUACCCUUAUUUUCUAAUGAAGCGUCUUUUUACCAAAUUCUAUGCGUUUUGCUUUCAUGGUAUCAAAUUUUUAUAGUCAUGUGAAAAUAAUACCGAAUAGUACGAGAUUUAACGUACUUGGACCUAAUUAAUUAGCAUGUGAAUGCUGCAAUAAAUAUUUAAUACUAUAAUAAAUACUAUAAUAUAUAGUAUAAUAGUAUUUAUUUAUUAUAUAGUAUAAUAUAUAUUAAUGAUGUAUAAAUACUUCUUACAACCACUGUAUAUGUACUUCUACAUAUAGGUAUAUGUAUAAAUAAUAAAAAUUAUUUAACAGUGAAUGAAAUUAUCGUUGAAUACUUGUGGAUAAAGAAAUGAUACGUGAUGUCGCGUGUCGACUCGCCCUUUCCAAGGGGAGGGUAGAAGAGGCGUGAGGUGGAUGAAUCAUUGAGGCAGCCUCUGACGUGUCGAAUAAAAGAGGGAGGCGAUCGAAGAAUCAAAGCGGAGCAAGUAUUCAAGAACUGGGAAAUUUGACUAAAGAUCAUGAUGAGUAAAAAUAAUGAAAAUGGUAUAUCCCUGGCGACGCCUCCAGCCAUCCAUGUUGGUCCCAUAGUGAAUCCAGGAACCAAUGAAACCAUCUCUAUUGUAAUUCCAUUAUCAGCUCAGUUGGCCACAGUUACCAGUCAGAAAAUUGAAAAAUCUUGCAAAGAUUACACCAAGGAUGGCAAACAGUCGUCCAAUAAUGUUCACUCUCGGCUAAGAAAUGAUAAAACCAAAGGAUGUCCUUAUCCUGGCUGCACCAGGUAUGGGAGAGCCUUCUCGAGGGCACACGAUCUGAAACGACACAUUGCUCGUCACGAAAUGAGAAAAGAAAAGCUGCACGAUUAUGAAAAUCACACUAUGGCCGGCAAACAAAAUCGGAAGGAAAGUAACGAGAAUAUAGCGAAUGGAAUAAUUGAUAGACAACAUAUGGUUUGGAAUGAUGAAUCACGCGAGAGUAAAUCUUAUUCUUGUUUGCAUUGCAAGAAGAAGUACACUAGUGAGAUUAAGCUUAGAGCUCACAUGAGCUCCCAUGAAAAGGUUCUAGGUAAGAAUGUGUGUGCUCUGUGUGGAACAUGUUCCCGGGAUGAGGAAGAAUUACAAGAGCAUAUGAAGCAACACACAGCAAACAUGUUGGAAGCUCAAACAGCGUUAGAAAAGAGUGAAAGGGAACAACCAGAAAAAGAAGACGACUUCUUGCUUGAAGAGAUGUUGCUUCUAAAUAAGAAUCCUCGAAGAAUUGCGCAACCAGUGAAAAAUAAUUCGAAUACGGCGUCCAAGAUAAGAUGUGACUACUGUUCCAAGACUUUCAAGACCAAAUGGACAUUGAGCUCCCACGUGGCGGCUCACGAGGGCCGUUUUCAAUUCGACUGCGGUCAGUGUGGCAAGAAAUUUGUCAGAAAGAGUCACUACGAAGGUCACAUGAGAUCUCACGAAGCAGCACGACCUUAUGUCUGCGAACAAUGCGGGAAAACGUUUAAAGAAUUGAAGCAUAGGAGAGAACACACUAAGAGGAAGCACUCUACUAACCAGAACGCGAUUCAAACGCUUUUGGACAGCAUCAGUCCGUGUGCAUCCGAUGAAUUACCGGCGGAUGAGACAAAGUUCACGCUCCUGAUGCCUGUUGAUUUCUCUGUCUAAGGUCCCCAAUGUAGUUUUACCCUGAAAUAACGGAAGAUGGUUAUAAAUAAAUGUAUAAUUUUUAGUUUUGUAAUUUUAUAAUUUUUAAGCCGACUUUUUAAUUGUUCUAAUUUUAAAUCUUAAAUAGAGGAUCUCAAGAAAUUUUGUUUAAUUUGGAUUGAAAAUCUUGAUGAUAUGAGGUUUGGCUAUAAGACAAAUUAGAAGAUUAGAAGAUUUUAUUAAUGGGAUAGAAUGGAAUGAAUCGGAGGAUUACUAAUGAAAACAGGGUUUGAAAAAUUAAAUUAAGUCUUACGAAAGUUUCUAGUGGCGAAACUGAUGAAGAACUGACACUGUUUGUUUAUAAUAAGGAGAUUGUUAAAUUAUUUUAAAGUGAUGCUCAUUGUGAGAUAAGGUUUUACGGCAUCUUUAGAUUAAAAACCUCUUAUUAAUCUCCAUUUAGUCUCAUCACUUUAUUACAAUUAAAAAAAUUCAAAGAUGUACAGUGAAUGUGACAACUGCAACUACAAUUGCAACUAUUGUAUACUCGAAAAAAAUUGCUAUGCUUAAUUAUAAAGUACAUAAUUGAUUACAUAUGAUUUAAGUAAUUUUAAGUUCCUAUCCUAUAUGUCGAUCGACAGAGCUGUAUAUUAUUUUCAAUUUUCAUUUAUCGGAACGACACACAAACCAAAGACAAUCUCGACUUUAAAAUGACGUACAACUUGUACAUAAUCUAAUAAAUUGAUCGCAAAAGAAA
Bombus terrestris (buff-tailed bumblebee) is the source of this 2825-nucleotide messenger RNA. Its product is annotated as zinc finger protein 431. The record is from RefSeq and is a predicted model, not a curated record. Bases 956 to 2092 code for a protein of 378 amino acids. NCBI's taxonomy places the organism in Eukaryota, Metazoa, Arthropoda, Insecta, Hymenoptera, Apidae. Gene Ontology annotation, cellular component: nucleus. Gene Ontology annotation, molecular function: DNA-binding transcription factor activity, RNA polymerase II-specific; RNA polymerase II transcription regulatory region sequence-specific DNA binding. Gene Ontology annotation, biological process: regulation of transcription by RNA polymerase II. The transcript has 3 exons.